UCAAUGGUUGAUGAUGCUUUCUCGGAAAGCUGUGUCCUCCUCCGUGGGAAUGGACGUGGGGCGGGGCUUCCGCUUGGCGAGCAUCUUGAGAAAAUCCAUCGUCUUCUCUCCCCACCUGCCGAAUGUCUCCGCAGCAAGAGGCACAAAGCGGAAGCCGGCAGCUCGAGCGGUUGGCCCAUACUUGUCGAUCUUGUCCUUCUCCGCAAGCUGCGCCGUCUUGCCACCAGGAAGUUGUGCACUGCGCCGGUUGACUGUCCGGUGGAAGGGGAUGGGGGAGUUAUCAGGCCGGCAGGGAUGAGCGAUGGUGACGUCGAGCAGGUAAUCACUACCGUCGAUCACACAGUAGAUGUCCAUGCGCUGGUUGUUGGCGUUGUCGUCGGGUGGGGUGAUACCGAGGCUGUGCAGAGGCACCUCCACAUUGGAAGGAACAUCUGCCUCAGCCACGAGCGAACAAACAAGUUGCGCAUGUUGUUGUGUCUCGUCACCCGCUCACGGCCGGUGUGGCAUAUGUAGAAGUGAUCGCCAAACUUGUCAACCUCCCCAUCGCAGAUGCAUCGCUGCGGGACGGUUGUGCGCGGGAGGCUGAUGCCGAGACACCCGGCGACGGCAUGACGAUACUGGAAGUUGUUCAGUGCCUUGCUAUCGCUGGAAGGGAUCGCUGACAGCCAACCAGACGAGAGAGGCCCUUGGCAGCUCAGGAGACGGGCUCGGGCCCUGCCGUCGGGCGGGACAGAGUUGAAGAGCUCGUUGAAGCGGAACUUGUGCAGUUGAUCGGUCAGGCGCUGCUUCAGGCGGACCUGUGGCCUCGAGACAAGGUCCUGGAGGGAGGGGAGGGAGAAGGAGGGGCCAACCACCUCAGAGACGGCAGUCAGGGCAGGGACUGCUGCUUGAAGCCAGGGCAGAUCCAACAGAGCAGCGAGCCCUCCGUAAGGCAUCCAUGGCGCUCCACGAAAACGGGCGAAGACAUCAGAGGCCGUCACUCCGAUCGAGCUGAGAAAGGCCGCGCGAGCAAUCGUGGUUCUAGAGAUGAGGCCGAAACCCCCUAGCCGAAUGGGAAGCUGAACUUGUGCGGAGACCGAGUCCGUGAAGUCGCCAGGAAAGCGGAACAUGCGCCUGAAUGCCGUAAUAAUAGCGGCGUCAUGUCGCUCGGCGGCUGCCAGGGAGACGUCGGGGUCCGGGGGGAGGAGGCGCAGCCAAUACUCCAACCGGGGGGAUGCACAAUAGCGCAGAAGGAGGCCAGAACCCUGCAGGCCCAUCUGAGCGAAGGUCACGAUUGCCUCGAGCAGCGGCUGAUGGUCGGUGGUGAUCUUCUCGAGGCUGCUCUGGACAAAAGACGCGCCGCCGAGCGGGCAACCGAGGACGGUGAUGCCUUCAAUGGAGCACUUGACGCCAGAGAUGGCGAUGUCUGCCGGAAUGUCAGAGUCUUGUUGCCAGCGGGGGCUCUAUGCUGCGCUCUUGUCUCUCCGCAGCCUCAGCUUCUUCUCGGCCAAAAGCUGCUCUGCUCUGUCAACAUACCGCAUAACACGCGUCUCGUCCAAUCCACCGUCGAUGUCGUCCAUGAACGCACCAACGAAGUCAUCGGGGAAUUCCUCUUGCAGCUUGACAAGGGCUGGCUGAAGGCCCAGGCAGAAGAGGAAAGGGCCCGCCGCGUCGCCUUGCUGGGUGCCCUCCUGACUGAGGAUGGUCUCCAUGCGUCCGUCCUCCAU
Vitrella brassicaformis is the source of this 1706-nucleotide messenger RNA. The record is from the annotation of a GenBank genome assembly. Lineage: Eukaryota; Vitrellaceae.